UAUUAUCCUCAUCCUUCAAACUGUGCUGUAUUUUAUCGAUGUUUCUGGGGUUCCGCAUAUGAAUUCAACUGCCCAGCUGGUACUUACUGGAGUCAAAGAUUAAGAACCUGUGACCAUGCUUACAAUAACCCAUGUGUUUAUAACUAUGGAGCAAGCAGUACA
Lottia gigantea (owl limpet) is the source of this 162-nucleotide messenger RNA. RefSeq lists its product as hypothetical. Gene Ontology annotation, molecular function: chitin binding. The record is from RefSeq and is a predicted model, not a curated record. The annotation marks the transcript as partial. Gene Ontology annotation, cellular component: extracellular region. Lineage: Eukaryota; Metazoa; Mollusca; Gastropoda; Lottiidae. The transcript has a single exon.